AUGGCCGCAGCUUUUACAACUUCCUACACGUCCACAUCGACAAUGUCGAUUGCAGGACCGAUGAUGACCGCUUUCACUCCGCCAGACCACUGCGCCAACGUUUUCAAGUCGUCAUGUGUUCUUUCCACGCCUUCCAGUUAUACCAGUAUAGGAACUUCCUUGUCAUACUCUUAUGGCGAUCCCGUCACAUCCUGUGCCUAUGUGGAGCGCGACCUCUCAUGCGGUUCUGAUGGACAGGCCACUCGUGACAUUGCAUGUUUCCCAAACAACAACGGUGGUGGUCGCAGCACGUUGCUGUUCUCUCCUGGGAUAGGCUGUCCUGGUGAGUGGGAGAUGCAGAGCGAGGUCAUAGUAUCCAGCAAAACCACUGCAGUGUGCUGCCCUUCUGGCUAUCGAGAGCAUUCCUCAUAUGCGAGUUGUAUCAGUACUAUCUCCUACACUGAUGGUACCGCACCUGCCCUGUCUUGCGCCAGUGGCGGAACUUCGGUAAUCGAUCCUCUUACUUAUUCUACUUACACUUCAAUCUACGAUAUGAGUACCACCACGUCGAUCUACUCCACUACCUAUCCGGAAUACAGCACCGUCUGGGCGCAAAAAAUCCUCGUUGCUUAUCCCACUACCUCUGCAAGUGACGGACGGGUCACCCCGCUCGGCGAGCCAACUUCUACCAACAACCCCAAGGGAGGCUCCGCAUUACCAAAACCGGAUGAUGAAUCUGGUCUUGGGGCAGGUGCUAUCGCGGGCAUCGUCGUGGGAGUGGUCGGCGCGCUACUUCUGGUCGGCGCAUUUUUCUUCUGGCGUCGCCGCCAACAAAAGCAUCACCAUGCGCCGAUCCCAAAGUCUAGUCCGACAGGAGAGCAUGAUGCGUUACCGGAGUUUGUUGCAACGAGUGGUACGAGCACCAGCCCUGCACAGAUGACCGCAGCCAAUUCCAAUGGGUUGUUCCAACCACAGCCGGAGUUGAGGUCUCCACGAUGA
This is a messenger RNA of Alternaria burnsii, 978 nucleotides long. RefSeq lists its product as uncharacterized. The coding region runs from base 1 to 978 and encodes 325 amino acids. The transcript is spliced from 2 exons. Lineage: Eukaryota; Fungi; Ascomycota; Dothideomycetes; Pleosporales; Pleosporaceae. The record is from RefSeq and is a predicted model, not a curated record.